Messenger RNA from Pterocles gutturalis (yellow-throated sandgrouse), 393 nucleotides. Its product is annotated as clavesin-1. The transcript has a single exon. Gene Ontology annotation, cellular component: membrane. The record is from RefSeq and is a predicted model, not a curated record. The coding region runs from base 1 to 393 and encodes 130 amino acids. Lineage: Eukaryota; Metazoa; Chordata; Aves; Pterocliformes; Pteroclidae. Gene Ontology annotation, molecular function: phosphatidylinositol bisphosphate binding.
AUGACCCAUUUGCAAGCUGGACUUAGUCCAGAGACUAUAGAGAAAGCCCGCCUGGAACUGAACGAGAACCCAGACAUUUUACAUCAGGACAUCCAGCAAGUCAGGGACAUGAUCAUCACCAGGCCUGACAUUGGGUUUUUACGCACAGAUGAUGCCUUCAUCUUGAGAUUUCUUCGAGCCAGAAAGUUUCACCAAAUGGAGGCCUUCAGAUUGCUGGCUCAGUACUUCCAGUACCGCCAGUUAAAUCUGGAUAUGUUCAAAAACUUCAAGGCUGACGACCCAGGAAUCAAACGGGCUCUGACAGAUGGGUUCCCGGGAGUACUGGAAAAUCGCGACCACUGUGGCAGGAAGAUUCUUCUGCUCUUUGCAGCCAACUGGGAUCAGAGUAGGUAA